This is a messenger RNA of Nothoprocta perdicaria, 3681 nucleotides long. RefSeq names its product casein kinase 1 gamma 3 (gene CSNK1G3). NCBI's taxonomy places the organism in Eukaryota, Metazoa, Chordata, Aves, Tinamiformes, Tinamidae. The transcript is spliced from 16 exons. The record is from RefSeq and is a predicted model, not a curated record. Gene Ontology annotation, biological process: endocytosis; peptidyl-serine phosphorylation; signal transduction. Gene Ontology annotation, cellular component: cytoplasm; plasma membrane; nucleus. Gene Ontology annotation, molecular function: protein serine/threonine kinase activity; ATP binding. Bases 415 to 1785 code for a protein of 456 amino acids.
CCUGCCGCCCGUCCUGGCGGCGCUUGGGCUUUCCAUCUAAAAUAUUAUCAUUCUGGUGAAGAAAAAAUAUUGCCAUGAACAGUGUAACUCUUUCAUAGGUGAGUGACUGCUUCUUGGGAACUUUGUGAAAAUCCUGUGCUGUCUUUUCUGAUUCCUAGCAACUGCUUUGUCGCUGAAGAGUUCCUGUAAACACUAGAAAAUCCUGCUGGUAGGAUAUGUUCUGGAGGUUUACUACAGAAACAAUCAAGGAAGAAAUAUUUUGCAAAUGGGAUGAAUACGCUGUUGUUGACUAAUAACUGACAGAAACCAGCUGGACACUUCAUUAGUGAUGUCUUUGCUUUCACGUUGUUGAAUUUGAGUUUGCUAUUACUGAAUUAAAAAGAAGAAAUCAAAGCGGAGUACCCUAAACUUGAAAUGGAGAAUAAAAAAAAAGACAAGGACAAACCAGAUGAAAGAAUGGCACGACCUAGUGGGAGAUCAGGCCACAAUCCACGGGGAUCCAGUUCUUCACAUUCUGGAGUGUUAAUGGUCGGACCUAAUUUUAGAGUUGGCAAAAAAAUUGGAUGUGGUAAUUUUGGAGAACUACGAUUAGGGAAAAAUUUAUACACAAAUGAGUAUGUGGCCAUUAAGCUGGAGCCAAUGAAGUCUAGAGCACCACAGCUACAUUUGGAAUACAGAUUCUACAAGCAACUAGGAUCUGGAGAUGGAAUACCUCAGGUCUACUAUUUUGGCCCGUGUGGCAAAUAUAAUGCCAUGGUGCUGGAACUAUUGGGACCUAGUUUGGAAGACUUAUUUGAUUUGUGUGAUAGGACUUUUUCUCUUAAAACUGUUCUUAUGAUAGCCAUACAGUUGAUUUCACGUAUGGAAUAUGUCCAUUCAAAGAACUUGAUUUACAGAGAUGUAAAACCCGAGAACUUCUUAAUAGGACGACCUGGAAACAAAACUCAGCAAAUUAUUCAUAUUAUAGAUUUUGGUUUGGCAAAGGAGUAUAUAGAUCCAGAAACAAAGAAGCACAUACCAUAUCGAGAACACAAGAGCCUUACAGGAACAGCUAGAUACAUGAGUAUAAAUACACAUUUAGGAAAAGAGCAAAGCAGAAGAGAUGAUUUGGAAGCUUUAGGUCAUAUGUUUAUAUAUUUUCUCAGAGGAAGCCUCCCAUGGCAAGGUUUAAAGGCUGAUACAUUAAAAGAACGUUAUCAGAAAAUUGGAGACAAAAAACAAACAACACUUAUAGAAGUAUUGUGUGAAAGAUUCCCAGAGGAAAUGGCUACCUAUCUACGCUAUGUGAGAAGACUGGAUUUUUUUGAAAAGCCAGACUAUGACUACUUACGAAAGCUUUUCACAGACUUAUUUGAUCGCAAGGGCUAUGUGUUUGAUUAUGAAUAUGACUGGAUUGGCAAGCAGUUGCCUACUCCAGUGGGUUCAAUUCAUUCAGAUUCUGCACUGUCAUCAAACAGAGAAGCACAUCAGCACAAAGAUAAAAUGCAGCAAUCCAAAAAUCAGUCAACAGAUCAUAGGGCAGCUUGGGACUCCCAGCACAACAAUCCACACCACUUGAGAGCUCACUUAGCAGCUGACAGACAUGGUGGCUCAGUACAGGUAGUAAGUUCAACAAAUGGAGAAUUGAACACAGAUGACCCAACUGCAGGCUGUUCAAAUGCACCCAUCACAGCUCCUGCGGAGGUAGAAGUCAUGGAUGAAACAAACUGCCAGAAAGUGUUGAACAUGUGGUGUUGCUGUUUGUUCAAGCGAAGGAAAAGAAAAACCAAUCAGCACCACAAAUGACUUGAGAAGCGAGGAGAACACAGAAAAUUGCUUACUUGUUCAACUGUUCAACUUCCUGUCUUGUGAUCUAAAGAAAAAAUCAUCUCUGUAGUGACUGCACGUGUUUUCCAAGGACUCCCUUAGGAACAAAAUCUCAUGCCUCUGUGUUUUGAUUUGGUUUUCCUACAUCUCUUUUUCAGUUCAUCUGUUCUGGAAGCUUUAAAGUUUUGUCAAAUAAGUUUUUUGACCAUCAAUAAAUGGACCAAUGAACUGGACACUGUCUUCAUUAAUGGUAAACUUCAAAARCAUUUCACCUGUCCUACAAAAUAUUAGCACCCUUAGUUGAGUAAAGAUGUCAUAAAUCUGGUAUUUGAAUUCAGUAACAGCAGUCUUUUUUAAAAAAAAAAGGGAAAAAAUAGAUGCACAAGCAGUUAGAAAAGUCUUAAAUUUUCUUUUGCAUUGAUUUUAUUUUUCCAGCAUUACUGAUGGUACAGUAGUCAAAUCAUAUCAGGAUUGUUCUCUCUGUGAUACCAUGGAACAGUCAGUGUCCAGAGAUAUUAAGUAGGAACGUGCAGUGCAGCUGAUGAUCAUAGUCUAAAUGCUGGUGAUAAUAAAAAAAAAAAAAAAAAGCACUUCUAGUACUCAGUUUGAAAUCCUCUUUUGUCAUGCUUAUAAUGGCGUUGCAUAGUGAUGAGAGUUUGUACAAAAAGUAAAAUGUUUGGAUAAUAUAAAUUAUGCAGUGCUCCAGUAAUGAGCAAGAUUGAAGUAACCUGAGAAGAGAGGAUCUACAGAGGAACUAUGAAAGAACUAAGAAGAAAUAAAUGCGAAUUUGGUUAAAGUAGAGUUGGUGUUAAAGCCUAAAUGUUCACUACAAUAACUGCUGAUUGACAACAUCUUUAAACUGAACAUGUGGACGUGCCAUAUAGUGAUGUUGGAGAGCUGGUUUUAGAUUAUUUGUCCAUCUGAAUUAGAAAGCAAAGGCAAUGAAAGAGGGUUGGAAUUCUGUUGCCUUCUCCGUUCUUUGGGUGUCCAUAGCACCCAAAAUUUGCUGUGAUUUCUUUUUGUUUUCUGGAACUUUGUUAUCUUUCAGUGUAAUAUUACUACUUUCGUAAAAUACUAUGACAAGAAUGAGUCAUGUACUUUACUCACAAACCUAAGAAGUGCCUGCAAUAUGAACAAAUCAGCUUUCUGUAGAAAAGGUAGCCUGUUUAAUUUUUUGAAAGUUUGUUUCUUAAAGCCAUAAUGACAGAGGUGUGUUUUUGUCAUGUUUAGCUGCUAGUUACUUGCAAAGAUGGAGUAAAAGAUGGAAGUGACUAGACAGACUUGUUGACCAAAACUCAGAUUCUCUUUUUUUUAAUAAGUGUUCUAAAGCUAAUCGCUAAUUUUUUUCUAUACACACUUGCCUUUUGGCAURCUCAGUUAUUUUUAAACUGUUUUGUGGUAACAUUUAAAAUAAAGAUAAAUGCACACCUUUGAAAUCAUUAUUGCAUUUAUGGGGAUUUUAAUUGUACUUUGUGAUUUAUUUUUCCUUACCAACCAAAAGGGUAAUGCACUGGGUUAUGUGCUCAUAUGAACAAACACAUUGUGCUCAUAUGAACAUAUUGUGUACUUUGGUCUUUAUUGUUACAUUACUGUUGGUGAUCUUAAGACUUUGUUUUUAAAAAAUUGAAUGUAGCCUGCAAAAACAUACUCUAUAACUUGAUCCACUCUACCUGUUGGUGGUAUUGACUGUCUCAAACUCAUGGAGUUGCUUUUCUUUUGAGCUGAAGAGGUCAGAAGAUACUUGACUGUUCUAAUGUGAUUUUUUUUAAGUAUUAGACCAAAUUUGUUGCUUCAUUAUAUUGUAAAUAUGUAUAGGAUCUGUAUUUCUUAUGCACCUAAUUAAUUUCCUUCUUGGAAGUUUUGGCCUGUACAGUG